Molecule: messenger RNA, 1623 nt
Organism: Colletotrichum higginsianum IMI 349063
Lineage: Eukaryota; Fungi; Ascomycota; Sordariomycetes; Glomerellales; Glomerellaceae
Product: Zinc carboxypeptidase
Exons: 2
Coding region: 1-1623 (540 amino acids)
Biological process (GO): proteolysis
Molecular function (GO): metallocarboxypeptidase activity; zinc ion binding
Source: RefSeq, a predicted model, not a curated record
AUGCGUCCCCAAUCCGUCUUGUCCUUCGCCGGCAUCGCCCUCCUUGUCCCCGUCACCUCUGCCGCCUGCUUCAACGCAUACCCAGACCCUCACCACGACACAUCGUGUACCGCGCCGAACAAAGCCGAUACGUUCCCCCUCUUGAAGAGACUGCGCAACAGCGUAGUCGAGUUUGUCUUUGGUCCCCAUCCUGCAAAGGCAACCGCCAGUGCUUCCCAUGCCCUAGCGAGCCUUCGCGAUGAUCACGUCAACGAGGUCGUUUUGCGCUUCAAUCUAACAACGGCUGAAGAAGAAACUGCUUUCGCCGCCGCAGCAGCUCGGACGUUUCUCGACAUAUGGACCUUCAACCGCGAAUAUGUCGACGUGCGGAUCCCCAAGCGCGAUAUUCGAUCCUUGCUGAGCCUCCUGCCCGAGACUUUAAAGACAAGUUAUUCGACCUUGAUCGCAGAUCUGGCUGCGGCAGUGUAUGAUACUUAUCCAGUCCUCGACACCCCCGCUCAGAUCCAUCGAUUUGAUGAUCGCCGGGCGAACCUGAAGCUGGCGCACAGCGGCAGCGACAACUACUUCUUCCAGGACUACCAAAAGCUUGACACAAUCGUCCAAUGGAUGCGAUUAACCGAGGCCAUGUUCCCGGCCAUCACCGAAGUAAUCAACAUCGGGCAAUCGUACGAAGGCAGAGACAUCUUGGGACUCAAAGUCGGGAUGAAAACGCGAGCGCCGGGUGCUGACAAGAGAAAGACUGUCGUCGUCACGGGAGGAAUGCAUGCGCGCGAGUGGAUUUCCACGACCACGGCAAACUACGUUGCAUGGUCGUUCAUCACUGCCUUUGGCCGGGAGCCUAUGAUCACCAAGCUGUUGGAGCAUUUCGACUUUGUCUUCAUUCCAGUGGUCAAUCCCGAUGGCGUCGAGUACACCUGGACAACGGAUCGAUUAUGGCGUAAAUCUCGGCAACAAACCGGCAUGUCAUGGUGCCGCGGUUUUGACCUCGACCACGCCUUCGGCUACGAAUGGGGUGAUUUUUCCGAGAACGACCCUUGCUCUGAAAGCUAUGGUGGCAAGGAACCAUGGCAAGCCACCGAAGCUACUGCGCUGGCUAUGUGGGCAAAGAAUGCAUCUCGGGAGACAACCGAGUUCAUUGGUCUUAUCGAUCUGCACUCGUACUCGCAGCAGGUACUAUUUCCCUUUGCCUACUCCUGCGACGUGGACCCGCCCAACGUGGAGAACCUGGAGGAGCUCGCAGCUGGACUCGCCAAGGCGAUCCGCUUGUCCAAUGGGGAGUUAUACUCGGUAACAUCGGCGUGUGAGGGAGCAGUGGCAGGUCGUGGCUUCAAGCCAGGAGUCAAACGCAUCGAGACAGGCGGCGGUUCAGCUAUUGAUUGGUUCUACCACGAGUUACACGCACAUUACAGCUACCAGAUCAAGCUGAGGGACACCGGAAGCUACGGCUUCUUGCUCCCCAAAGACAACAUCAUACCUGUUGGUGAGGAGAUCUUCAGUGCAAUGAAGUACUUUGGAGACUACCUGUUGGGUAAUAAUGGAAUUGAAAAGUCGAUUGGAAUUGCUGCGCUGGCGCCGGAAGAGCCAGAUCGCAGUUUGGAGCUUCGACGUCUGAAGAGGAAGUAG